Messenger RNA from Oncorhynchus kisutch (coho salmon), 1093 nucleotides. Its product is annotated as protein argonaute-3-like. Gene Ontology annotation, molecular function: protein binding. Lineage: Eukaryota; Metazoa; Chordata; Actinopteri; Salmoniformes; Salmonidae. The transcript has 4 exons. The coding region runs from base 569 to 1093 and encodes 174 amino acids. The record is from RefSeq and is a predicted model, not a curated record.
AGUACUUAAUUAUUCUUGUCUGCUUCACAGCGGUAGUACCGAGAACGUACCGGGGUGUGAAACACAAAUUUGCCGGCAGAACAACACCAAAAGAGCGGCAAAGUGUUCACGUUUAUCGUUCGAAGAACAAAUGUCAAGUAAUUGUUAUUAUCCUGGCAACUGAUGACGAGGCAAAACGCCGAAAGACUGAGGUAUCAUUAAAGCCGUUCAGGAAUAGGCGCCGUCUGUCGAGUCUCCGUGAAAUAUUUUCAGAGACUUGUCUUUGAAAAUAAAUAGAUUUGUCUGCUGGAAACAAUUAAUACUCCAACGAUCAUAAUGGGAUACGUCGUUUAACUUGUGCGGGUUGACAACAACUGGGGAAAUUUGUGAGGACCUCUGGUUAAGUGUACACCGCAAGCGGCCCGUGUCCACAUCAGCGACAGAAGCCGGGGUGUCGGCUUGAGAGUCUUCGGGUGGAAAAUCUCCAACACUAGAGCUACAGCGCUGACUAAAUAGCGUCGUGCGAACAGGAGCUGCGCCGAUAUUUGACCAUUGGGAGCCGGGGAGUAUCCGGACAGAGACCUCAUGAAUGGAAAUCGGAACUUCAGGAGAUGUUGGGGCCCAGGCCCUGUUCUCAGUGCCACGGAGGCCUGGCUUUGGCACCAUGGGGAAGCCUAUCAAGCUGCUGGCCAACUGCUUCCAGGUGGAUAUCCCCAAGAUGGACGUCUACCUCUAUGAAGUAGACAUCAAGCCCGAGAAGUGCCCACGUCGCGUCAACAGGGAGGUGGUGGACUCCAUGGUGAAGCACUUCAAGGUGACCAUCUUUGGGGACCGAAGGCCAGUCUACGAUGGGAAGAGGAGCCUCUACACAGCCAACCCCCUACCAGUCGCCACAGCGGGGGUGGAUCUGGAUGUCACCCUGCCAGGGGAGGGGGGUAAGGAUCGCCCCUUCAAAGUGUCCAUCAAGUUUGUGUCGCUAGUCAGCUGGCACCUGCUGCACGAGGUCCUGAUGGGGCGCACCAUGCCUGAGCCCUUGGAGCUGGACAAGCCCAUCAGCACCAACCCUGUACACGCAGUGGAUGUGGUGCUGCGACACCUGCCUUCCAUGAAGUGA